Messenger RNA from Drosophila takahashii, 3283 nucleotides. RefSeq names its product GTP-binding protein Di-Ras2. Gene Ontology annotation, biological process: signal transduction. Gene Ontology annotation, molecular function: GTPase activity; GTP binding; GDP binding. Gene Ontology annotation, cellular component: plasma membrane. The record is from RefSeq and is a predicted model, not a curated record. NCBI's taxonomy places the organism in Eukaryota, Metazoa, Arthropoda, Insecta, Diptera, Drosophilidae.
GUCUCUUAUCGGAAGCAGAGGAUAGGAUAGGACGGCCUGCAGCAGAGAGCUAGUCACAUCGGGCACCAGAUCCUGUCCUGCAACGAAUCCCAGUGCAACGAAAUGCAAAUAAACGAAAGCAUGGCGCCCAAGUAGAGCAUUCCACCAUCGCCCGACAGCAAGCCAACAAGCUCCAGCUCCUGUUUCUCUCUCAAUCUAUUUCCACUUCGAAGCCGAUAGACCCGAGUCCGCGCAUCCGGGAUGACGGAGCAGAAGAACCAGGUGACGCGGGCUGCUCCGGAACAGAGCAACGACUACCGGGUGGUGGUCUUCGGAGCCGGCGGCGUGGGCAAGAGUUCGCUGGUGCUGCGCUUCAUCAAGGGCACCUUCCGCGAGAGCUACAUCCCGACUAUCGAGGACACCUACAGACAGGUCAUCAGCUGCAACAAGAACAUCUGCACGCUGCAAAUCACGGACACCACGGGAUCCCACCAGUUCCCGGCCAUGCAGAGGCUCUCCAUCUCGAAGGGUCACGCCUUUAUCCUGGUCUACUCGGUGUGCUCCAAGCAAAGUUUGGAGGAGCUGCGACCCAUCUGGGCGCUCAUCAAGGAGCUGAAGGGAGCCGACAUCCCGAAUAUUCCCGUCAUGCUGGUGGGCAACAAGUGUGAUGAGACCGCCGAAUUGCGUGAGGUCUCCCAAGCGGAGGGCCAGGCUCAGGCGACCACCUGGAGCAUAUCCUUCAUGGAGACGUCGGCCAAGACGAACCACAACGUGACCGAGCUGUUCCAGGAGCUGCUCAACAUGGAGAAGACGCGCACCGUCUCCCUGCAACUGGACACCAAGAAGCAGAAGAAACAGAAGAAGGAGAAGAAGUCCAAGGACACGAACGGCUCGAUUCCGGAGAACGGAGAUGCGGGGGCCAGUGCCAGCGGGGGGGCCAAGGAGAAGUGCCGCGUUAUGUAAGCACCGGAAUCGGAUAGCGAUGGAUUGGAUGGCGAAGGCAUGUGACCCGGGUCAGAUUGCGUCGAGCUAAAGUGAACGGAGACGGUGACAGACAAAUACUCGCCUUGGGGCAGCAGCGUGGGGUGGCCACCCAACCACCCACACGGGCCACGCACCACACACACCCCACAAACCCCACAAACCCCACACACCCACUUACCCACAUAUAGAGUUACAACCAUACGAGACACUUGUAUUUAGGAACCGAUUUAAGACACACCACCAUUGCAAUUACGAUUACGAGUAUAUAUAUUUUUUGCAUAGGUUCUAUUCGAGCAGAUCAGAUCUUUCUAGUCGCACAGAUACUAUAAAAACUAUACUAAACACACACCACGGAAGCUAACCCUAAGUUUACACAUAAUCGCAUCUGAAACGUAACGGCAUACAUAUCAAAUGUUUACAUACUUGCAUGAUCCACCACCCAUUCAUAACCAGGUAUCAAACGAAGCUAAACACUAUAUCUCUAACGAAAGCCAAAGUACCUACUUAAAGACAUAGAAAUCUGUAUAUCUACUACGAUAUGAUAACAAUAUUUACAUGGAUCCAUCAACGGAAGACUUUCUCGCGGGUCAUCGGUUUCGGGAUCUAAAUCUGGGCAUCCGAGGACCGAUGCCUCCCUUGACUAUCAUUGCUGUUUAACUAUUUACCACCUAACCAGAAUAAUACAGAUUUGGAUGAGCCCCGAUCGCCACAUAAGCUAAUGUAUAAAAUACUCAUGGCCAACAACAACACAGACAGUCCGGAAUUCGAAUCCGGAAAACAAACCAACUUCGCGAUGGCAUUGUGUUUUUGUAUUAUAUUAAAUGUGUAUGUACAAUUUUACACUUAUUUGCUGAAAUUUAUUGACGAGUCGAGAGCAAGAGCAUUUUAAUAUGUAUGUAGCAGCAAAACCGAAAGAAAAAAGAAAAGAUCAGAUCAGAGAGUUAGCCUAAGUCAGAAUCACAUCAAGAUCAAGUACAAUUGCAUUCGAUUCACAUUCAUCAAGUGAGCCAAGGAACACGUACAUCGAAGGAUAUUUGAAGAGCAUUUGGUGCAUUUUUGCAGUAGCGUAGAUGGGAUAUAAGUUGCCUGUUUUUAAAACACUUACGUAUCGUACUUAUGUAUUAACAUAACUUAACAUAAACCAAACCGUUCCCAAUUGUGGUAUUCGUUAUUUUAAUAGUUGGUUGGCUUGUGCGUAGGCCUAGGCGUAGGAGUUGAACGAAUUGUUUCGCAUAGUUUGCUGUUGUUUGAUAUUAAGAGGAUUAGUUUUUUAAAUUUUACCAAUCAGACUAAGUAAAUGAUAUGCUUAAACCGCUGCUAAACCAAUUAGCCAAACGAGUGGCAAGUAAUUACAUUAAUUAUGAUGUUGCUCAUCAAACUGGUAUCUUUGGCUGCUGGUCCGCCGUCCAGCAGUGCCGGACAAAUAAGUAGAACAGCCAACACAAAUCAAGAAGUGGAAGUUACACACUAGACCUAAAAAAAAUUGUUGAAUUCGAGUAGAGAAAUUAUUAAUCAAGAUUAUGAUAGCGGACCAAUUUGCGUAUAAGAUUUGUGAAAUCAAUUUAGAUAAAUUCUCUCGGUUUGCCAUAGACCACGGACGAUUACGAUAUGCCAGCCUUAGUUGAGAAUUAUUGGUAGCCUGCCUGUGCUUUGGGUUUUGCUUCGUGUUUUCCUAGUUUUAGGUACGUUUAAUUAUAGACAGCAAACUGGGUUUUGGCUAUAUAUUCAGUAUGUGCCGUGUAUUGGAUUGCAUUUUCCAUACAGUACAUUUCACUAAUGCGUAAAACUACUUAGUUGCAUACAAAUUAUAAUAACGAUGAAUUGUAAUUAAAGCAUAAUACAUUUUAGGUGCAUGAUUUAAAAUACAACGAAUAAAUAUAUUUACACCGAAAUUCUUUUCUAAUUUUUUCUUACAAAUAUAUACACACACCAUAUAGAUCUAUAUACAUAGAUAUAUAAAUAUAUUAGUUGUAUACAUAUUGAAUUAGAUUUUACAAGAUUCGAAAGCCGAAUAUUUAAUUAUCGCUUACAUUCAAUUAAUAUGCAACUCACAAAGAGCGCCCACUGCUAAUAAUAUAAAAUUAAAAGAUAAUCGCCUGAGCGCCAAGUUGUAAAUAUAAAGGAUCAACAAGUUACAUAGAAAUUAUAUCCGAUUUUUUGAAGGGCCGGCAGCGUAAUAAUAACAAGCAAAAUAUAAACAGUUUGGUGGCCUACUUAAAAGAUCUUAUUGUUGAAGAUUUAUCUUAAUAACACUUAUCGUGCAAAUGAGAAUAAGAACAUGCAAAAUAAUUUAAAUAAAAAUUUAACUAUGACAAAUCAA